Messenger RNA from Plenodomus lingam JN3, 549 nucleotides. RefSeq lists its product as uncharacterized. The record is from RefSeq and is a predicted model, not a curated record. Lineage: Eukaryota; Fungi; Ascomycota; Dothideomycetes; Pleosporales; Leptosphaeriaceae.
AUGGCAAGGCCUACUGGCCACGAGCGACGGGAUUCCAGUAUACAAAGCUGCCCAACAGGACAGUCUGUAGACCCCCAAAAAAUAUGCAAGAUACCGGUAUAUGGUCUCAGGACUCCGGAUGGGCCGAAAGGCUCCCUUCCACCGGAAGAAGACAAUGUUCCCAGAAUCAUACGAUAUGAUGCGAGGAAGGGCAGACUAUUAAGCAGUGAGAUCAGCGCAUACAAGGUGCGAUCAACGUUUCGACGGCAUUUCCUGCCGUCUGGAAAACGGGAUAUGUGGGAGUCUGGUACACGAUAUUGCUGGUGCGAGGUAGUGUUGGCGCAGUUUCAGGCUCAACAAGCAUCGGUGUCUGCCGGCCAUGGGCCGACGGAGGCUGGGAGUUGUUUUGUUUCCUCGCCUUUCCCCCGGAUAGUCGGUCGAAGUGGAGUCGGGGGAUCUGCUCGACCACAUACCGAGGGUGGUGGUAAAUGGCGGUUCCAUUUGGGGUAUAAGUGCCACGUUGAAGCCAUCGUGUCACUGAGGUCGGUUUUGAGUUUGGACUCGCUUUGA